AUGUUGGAUGGUGUGGUGGUGGUGGUACGGUGGUGGGGCGUGCUAGCAUGCAUGUUCUGUGCAACUGGCGGCAACAACUACAACGAGUGCGAGGGUUCUUCCGAAGAUGGGCAGGAGACCGGCGACGUCGCCGGCCUGCCUUCCGGCGAGGGCAAGCAGCUGACGAGCCAGCUCCUGGACAAGUACAGCGGCUACCUGAGAAGCCUCUGGAGGGAGCUCUCCGGGAAGAAGAAGAAGAGCGGCAGGCUGCCGAGGGAGGCGCGCCAGAGGCUCCUGCACUGGUGGCAUCUGCACCACGGAUGGCCCUACCCAUCGGAACCGGAGAAGCUGGCGUUGGCGGAGUCGACGGGGCUCGACACGAGGCAGAUCAACAACUGGUUCAUCAACCAGAGGAAGCGGCACUGGAGGCCGGCGCCGCCGGCGAUGGGUAGCAGGUUGCAGCACAUCGACGCCGGUGCUUCCAGCAGCAGCUCUCCUGCCGUCCUUGGGAUGGAAGGCCAGCAAUUCACCGGACGGAGUGGGUAUCCCGACGGUGGUCCGUUUUGAGACCCUAAUCAGUCGACUGCAUGCCCCGCAUCGUGUGCUAGCUCGCUACCAUUGUGCACGCGCGUAUGGAGUACAACACGCACGCGCUUCCGGACGUGCAUGCAGUAGAUUCAUUGCAAAGUGAAGUUUACAUGUGUAAUAAUGGAGCGUAAAUGAGAUCAACUUUUUUUAGGCAAAAUUGUAUGGAUCAUGGGGUUCGAGAAGCCAAAUGUGCCGCCCCUGAUCCAAUGAAUGUGAAAACUUGGCUAACCUAUCAACAUUGUCAAGGAGACGUAAUGGCAGAAGCUUGGUCAUUGCCUUGUAUACGUACCAUGCA
Triticum aestivum (bread wheat) is the source of this 862-nucleotide messenger RNA. RefSeq names its product homeobox protein knotted-1-like 4. Bases 1 to 546 code for a protein of 181 amino acids. NCBI's taxonomy places the organism in Eukaryota, Viridiplantae, Streptophyta, Magnoliopsida, Poales, Poaceae. Gene Ontology annotation, biological process: regulation of DNA-templated transcription. The transcript is spliced from 3 exons. Gene Ontology annotation, molecular function: DNA-binding transcription factor activity, RNA polymerase II-specific; DNA binding. The record is from RefSeq and is a predicted model, not a curated record.